Molecule: messenger RNA, 8490 nt
Organism: Mya arenaria
Lineage: Eukaryota; Metazoa; Mollusca; Bivalvia; Myida; Myidae
Product: sterile alpha motif domain-containing protein 9-like
Cellular component (GO): cytoplasm
Molecular function (GO): protein binding
Source: RefSeq, a predicted model, not a curated record
UGUUUUAACAUUUUAAACGCAGAAAGUGUUUUUGAUGAAUUCUAUUGUCAGAUGUUUGCUCAAUAUGUGAAUUAUAUAAACACUAGUUAGUUAAAAAAUGUACAUUAAAUUAGCUAUAACAAGGACAUUUAUAUAUUACUUACGUGUUCAAUAUGGCGGCUUUUACAGAUAAGAGAAGUAAACCGUGAUUUAAACCCAUAGUUGUAAAGCUGCUAACAUACAUAUUGAAUAUUGCAUAUCAAAUUUAUAACAAUCGUAAUCUUUUUAUUGCUUUCAUUUAUAAAGCAAUGAAUAAAUGUGUAUGCUAUGACGAACCUGUCUUCUUAAGUGGAAGAUAUGCGAUGUUAUCGGAGCUUGUUUGAGAUCACAAUUCGGGUGAUUAUAUUCAGCUGAUCUUCUUGAGGAUUUGGAGUAUUGAUGACGUACAUUGAAUAUAAAGAGGGUGGCAUGAUAUUACAACUGUUUCAAGCAGUUGUUCUCCUCCAUUGUUUCCAAAAUGCUUGACGGACGCCAUUAAGGGCUAUAGAUCUCAGCAAUGGCAAGCUCUGGUCCAGACAGAGAAAGCAUCUUCGGAAAGAGGAACAACAUUGAUGCAAAUAAUUUCCAUCGUUUAGUUGGUCUACAAUAUGAAUGUGGAACUACCGUCCUUAGAAAGUAUUUGACAUUUUAUAUCUCCAAGAUAAGGAAAACCAAUGUAAAUGACUUUUUGAAAGGUCUAUCAUUGAAGUUGCAAACAGAAAUUAAGGACUUAACUCUAGAUGCAUUCGACAUCACAUUACUCACCAAAAUUAUCCUUGACGAAUGCAAGCCAACUGGGGAUAUCAAAAAAGCAGUCAGGGCGCUGAGAGAAUGUCGGAAUGAAAUUGCUCAUAACCCAAAAGGAGAAAUAAAUGGAAAAUCACAGUUCAACAAAGCUAGUCAAAACAUACUAACAAUUGCGAUCUCACUUGGUGAUGACGUUAAACGUCAAUUUGCGGAGAGAAUGAAUGAAUUACACCAAAGUGAACUCGUGCGCUCUUACAGUAUCGUCGAUAUCAUCAAAUACAACGAAGAAUUGCUCGAAAUGAGACUUGUAUAUUCUGCGCCAGACGGGGAGCAAGCAACGUCUUUGGAGCCUGAAGUCAUAAAACUCAUGCUUUGUAAGUGGUCGCGGCAACUUGCACGUAUUUCCGAUGUGUCGAGUUUCUUGGAAAGACUAAAACAAAACGGAGUUAUCAAUGAAAUGGAGAAAAGACACGUCGAACAAGCAUACUCGUCUGGGGGCCAGAUUGAGAAGCUGAUUUUAUACAUUGUACAACAUGCUACAAAAGAAACGACAUUCAAGUUCUGUGCUGUGCUACGAGAAAGACAUCCGCAUCUAGCAGACCUUAUCGAGAUGAAAGAACAUGAUGGACUAGAAAUAGAUGAAUAUCUUGCCUCCCAGCAACGCAGAUCAAUUAUGAAUGCUCUCCAAGAUCUUACCUAUGAUGAAGAAGGUAGUAAAGUUGAGUGUGAAAUGGUCCACAUAAAAGUAGAAGAAUGGAUACAAACGCCAGUGACCUUCCGAAUGCUAGUGGCAUGUCUCAAAGAAUUAUUUCCCGGUUUGAGAUACGAGGAAGGGGACGCAAGAUUUUUCGGACUACAAUGGAAACAGAGAGCUGUAAAAACUGACUUGCAUGGCGGAAGUAUAUGUGCGACAACCAAAACCGACAUACUUUCUCCACUACCGUCAAUGGAUAUUGAAGAAUUUUCAAUUAGGGUGGGAAAAGAAGUAGGAAAAAUUAGACAAGACCUUGAAUUGCCAUUUCAGGAAGCUUUUCGUAAAGAAGAUAUUUCCCCAAGUAUAUUUGUCAGCAUGGAAAAGGAUGAAUUAAACAAAUACAUUGGACGACAUUUAAAAGAUCCAAUUACCCUCGGUGUCGAAAAAACAUUACUCAUAUUUCAAAACAAAGUUAAAGAUUCUCUCAAUAACACACAAACGAUUUCUGAUAACACAUAUACACCUGUCCGACUCAGAGAAUUUGAUCAUUCGCCUAAAGACGAUCUCAAGUAUCCUAUUGGUCCAGUGAAAACUGUUAGUUGUGGUCUGCUUGAACCCGUGCAUAAGUUUGUUCACCUGACAUCACUGACAAAAUAUCACAUUGCAAAGGAAACCGUGCAAUUCAUUCAAUCAUGCAUGAAUGGUUUUAAAAACGGAACCAUUCACUUUGGAAUACAAACAGAAAGUCAAGAGUCUGGUCAAAUCGUUGGUCUAUCGACAAAAGCGCUUGCAUGUGACGAAAUAGAUGCCGAAAUACAUCAAGCUAUUCUCGAUUGCUUCAUUGAGAAUCAAGCCCACGAGGCCAUGUUCAGUUCUCGACCAGUUCAGAGCAUUCCUGUUGAAGGAACGGAUAAAGUAGUGUACGAAAUCGACGUCGUUCCAUCAGCAAACCUUUGCACCGACGAAAUGAUAACUGUUUCUUUUCCACCGAAGGGCCCCCAACAUCAAGUGUGUUUCAUGUAUGAUGCACAAAAUGUAUCUUUUACUAUAGAAAAAGAAAAACUUAGAGAACUUUCAACACUUAAAAAGGGGCUUAGGAAAACGAGACUUUGUUUAGAAACAGCACGCUGGAAUGACAAUUGUGGCAAAUACAGUCUACAGCGUUCAUUGGCUGAAAAACUGAAAGGGCGGGGAAUGAAAUACGUAACAGACGAGUUAGACCCCUUUCUUGUUCUAGGGCCAAUCACUGGAUACUCAAAAGAAGAUGAGAUAAGAUCAACAGUUCGUAUGGAACAUGUUUUUGCCUCAUGCAAGUUCAUUUUAGACUUUGACGAUUCACCGAAAUUACGUAAGUUGUCAGAAAAAGACUCGAUAAUGUAUCGUGUUUUAACCACAGAAGACAUUAAAAAUGAAAAAUCUAUUUCAUUACGUGAUAAACCAUGGAUAUAUUGCAAUGGACUCAAAGACUGCGCCUUGGCAAAAAUGAACAUUGUGAAAUGGACAAAAUUGCGCUUACAGCCUGUUCGGACACUUAUGAAUAUUGUAAGAAAUGAUAUUCAAAUAGGAAGAGCAUUAGCUGUGGUUUUAGUUUUCCACCCUCUAAAUGAAGCGGAUCCGCUUUUCGAAGUUAGAGAUUGGAUUAAAUCCACCUUUAGAAACGAAUGUUUGGUGAUAACAGAUGACGAGAAGAACAUACAAGAACUAAAGGAUAGUCUUCGCACAGUGAUGAAGAAAGAUGAGCUGGACAAAUGUUUUCAUACAGGGCUAAAAUGGUCAGAAAUUUCCAGUGUCAUGUCGGCCGUAUUCAAAUUAAAUGCUGAUGUCGCAUGCAAGCUACCAUGUGGAAAUGGUUUCUUUGUGACAAUGACAAGCAAGGACAAGCAGAGCUUUACUGACAUUGAAGUUAUCGGGGGAGACGAGCGAGCAAGACUGGGAAAACUCAAAACCGUGGACGAACAAAAAGAAAAAUGUCGCUCUGUCGCUACAGACUUCUACAAGGGAAGGAAAGUAUCUUGGUGGAAUUUCAAAUUUGAAAACCAGGUUGGCAAAAGAAAUGAUUUUGAUGAGCACAGAUGUCAGAUAAAAGAAAAGUUAAAAUCAAAAACAGGAAUGGCGUUAGUUGAGGAGUACGAAAUAAUGCACCACCCAGGGGCAGGAGGGACGACUCUUGGACGUCACUUAUUGUGGCAUUUUAGCCAGUUUCAAGGAGAGCCACAAAAGGCCUAUCGGUGCUGCUUGGUGACCUGCGUAUCAGAAAACACCGUUGAACAAAUCGUUCGUUUCCGGGAAUUUAGAGAUAAGAAUCACAGAAAGCCAUUUAUAGUACUUGUUGACAAUCAAGCGGAGGAAUCCAUUUUGCAGCUUCGAAGAGACUUGAACGAGGCUGCUUAUAAAAACGGUCAAUCGGGGAAACUGUUUUGCCUUGUCAUAUAUCUCACCCGUGUACCAGUAUCUGGCGAUAAGCAGUACACAAAAGAUAAACGUCUUUUGACACAUUCAUUGACAGGAGGAGAAAAACAUUGGUUCGACAAAAAAUUCCAAGAACUAGAGGAAAGAGAUGACAUUGAUGUGAAUACAUUGAUUUUAUUUAAUGUAUUACGUCAUUCAUUUGACAAAGAAUAUAUUGCAAACAUAACAUCGAAACUAAUGGAAGAAAUCGAAUCAAAGGAAGGAGAGAUUCUCCAAAUUCUAUGUUUGAUCUGUUCUUAUGAGACCGACCAGCCAGUGCCUCAAACCAUCUUUGAUGAAAUGAUGCGGGCGACACUAUCACACAGAGAUUUAGAACUACUACCGUACGGCAUCAUGCAUAGUGUUAGACAACUAGAACAAUUGAAGCCACUAGACAGAGAAAACAUUUGGAACAUAAACAAAUCCGAUGCAUUGGCGCUGCUUACAUAUGACAUACCAGGAAAAGGAAUUGGUAUCAUCUCGCAGCCACUGGCAAAGGCAAUUCUUGAAUAUUUCAAGAAAAAGAAGAACAUAUCGUUGAUUGAAAUGGUAGAUAAUGCACUGGCAUUAGCCGAAAAACAUUCCGAACAGACGUAUCUAACAUCUGCUAAGUUUGUCAGAAUGAUUGGUAUGCUCUUCAAAACAAGACAAGUAGAGGAAAAUAAGAAGCAAACAAAACUGAAAUUUUCAGCCCUCGUUCUUGAUUUAGAAAAAGACGGUAAUAAAACAGUUUUGGAAAGAAUGAAACGCUGUUUUGAAAUAACAAAAGACGCAAUGGUUGGACAACAGCUGGCUAGGUUCUACAUUCACAUAGAAGAAUAUGAAUCAGCUAAAAAAGAAAUACAAAAUGCCUUGGAUAUUAAGCCAAACAACGCCUAUCUUGCAGAUACGUAUGGACAGAUAUAUAAAGAAGAAUUGAAAGUUACAAAAAAGAAGUAUCUUUCGAGAGGAGAAGAGGCAAACAAUAAGUUCGCCGGUCAUUUAGUCACACUUGGGUUAAAGGCUGUGGAAAAGUUCAGAGCUGGGCAGGACAUGGCGUUAAAAACUGAUGACGACAGGGGUAUGAGAUGUUAUCAAAAUGAAGUCAAAACAAGUUUGUUUUUGCUGGAGAUUUUCGAGAGGUUCAAAUGUUACGUGGAUAGAAGGGAAUUCUGUCGAUAUUUAAAUGACCGACAGUAUGAUGUCAAAGAUUCUCCUUUUAAGGAUCUUUAUACCAUUUGUCCAGAAAUAGAACUACUCCGAAAUGGAUCGGAUUGGCAAACUCACUUGGAUUCAUCCUUAAGAUACCUGGAAGAAACAAGUUAUCAGGUUAGAAAUUAUCUACACUGUGUGAGCAAAGACGACGAAGUUCUACUGUUAACUUCGAGAGAAAGUUUCGAAAGGUUUUAUGGUGAUUUGUUGAAGACAGAAGAAUUCAGAUUUAAAUAUGGGCUAGGAUUAAAACCGCUCAUGAAAGCUUUAAAUAAGGAACCAGAACGUUUUGCAGUUCGAGUUGCGGAAGCAAAAAGCAACAUCGAAGGCAAACGACUUUCACAUGUUGAUAAAAGAGAUCUUCUUGUCUUUCUUGGCGAUGCAAUAAUUCGGACGUCUGAUCGCACAACACGAUCCAAACAAGCAAAUCAACCUUGCAGCAACGAUGAAUACAGGCAAUUACUUAGGUGUAGUACAGGAUUAGUAGUCUUGGAAAGAAAAUUAAAGGGACGCAAAUAUCUCGAAUCUUACCUGUAUUACGCUAUGUUGCACUGGCCAUUACAAUCAAGAGUGAGUCUGGCAUUAGAAACAUUGGCAAGUGCUAAUUCCUACACAGAAAUUCUGAAGGAAUGGAACAGGGUUUACAAAGACAAUCACUUCAUAAUGACUCCGGAACUUAAUAGGGUGAAAAAACCGAAGAAUUAUUUUGCUGUAGGAAAUGGUACACCUGGCUGCGAUAUCGUCGACCUGGAGUCUAUACGGAAAGAAUGGAAGGGAAGGAAAAAGGCGUCUGGUCGGUAUCGUCGGCCAGUAUUCAGGGACCAUUUCUGGAAAGAAGACUUUGUUGAAGAUGAGUUACUGAGACUCACCGGUAUAGUAGAUGGCGAUGGUCUACACAUAGCGCAUGAAGUCAUUUAUCACAACAGGAAAAGACAUACGUUUGCUAUCAAAACCUACUAUCCUUGUGAAAAAUUCAGCAACAGACCAGUGACUUUUGUACUGGGUUUCACGUGGAGAGAACCUAGAGCAUUUGAUGUGCGCGCUAAGGACGACAGUUUGGACAUGGAUGAGUUGCGUACAUCUCAAGGUACGUCUUCAGACAGCGAUGAAACAGAGAUAAUUCAACAACAAGAUAGUGACACUGAACAAGUUAUAAAAAGCGAUGACUCUUCUGGGGAAGAACGUCGAAGUAUUAAAUCCCAACGCCUUAGUUCGGACACGGAUGAAGAUUUGAUAGCUGAACCACAAGCAUCUAUAACACCAGUUAGACCGAAACUUUAUAAUGCUGCCAAGAAAGGAAAACAGAUGACAAAGGGUGAACAACACAAAAGGUCCCUCACCGACGAUCUAAUAUUCCAAGGCUCUGGAAAAUCUAUGAAACCAGUUCGACCGACACUUCACGAUCACAAUGCUGGCAAGGCACAAACGAUGAUGUCGAAGGGUGGCAAAAAAACAAAGUCAGCAAUCCACAAUCCAAUCAACCAAACAAGUUCGAUUAAAGCAGAAUUCUUCGAGAACAAACUCGAUGGUGAACAUAAGAAACGCAAGUCAUUGAAUGAUAAAACGAUACAUGCCACGAUCAAGGGAGAUGCUUCUGGCUUGGAAACAUUGAAAAAGAAUUCAGAGUUGGAAAAUGAUUCCUAUGACGAGGACGUUCCUGAUUCCUGGGAAGAACUCACUGCAUUCAAUAUUGAAACAGAAGGUGAUGUGACACAGCCAUUGACUGACAAUGUAUCUGAAAAUGUACCAGCUCAGAAUCCGAAACCAAAGGUUGGAGGACAAGCAAUUAAACAGAUACCGUCGAAUGAGGAAAGGGCCAGAAUACUAUAUGAACGAAGACGACAGAAAAGCAAACGAAAGAAAAAACGGAACGAUUAGGCUGUUCUAAAAUUGCCUAAGUUAGAUAGAAAGUGAUCUUAGAUAUUUGAUAAAAGUGCUGUCAAUUUGUUGUGAGACUUUGGCAUGAUAUUUCUAAUGUAUCAUUCAAGCAUAUUUAGGUUGUGUCACAAAAUGAUUGUAAAAAAGGAAUAUCGAUCAGAUAUAAAACAUCCAUUUAGGCAGUUCCUGCAACACACUUUGUAUAGUGUUUGUACAUACGCAAAUUGCUUCGUCAAUCAUGUAUUCGUAGGACGUUAAUAUAAUUUGUUUUCGAUGUAAUUAAUGUUCAUUGUAACUUAAACAAUCAUUUUCCAAUUUCCAUCGUUGUUGACCAAUUUGUACACGUAUUAUUUCCUGGAGAUGCAUUGCAGUUACAAGACUUCAGUAAUAUUAUAAAUAUAAGGAUUGAUUCUUAUGUGUCGUGUGUUCAGGCUGUAUGAACGCUUUGUCCGAGAUUUUGCAAAGCCAGGUAGCGCGCUACUGCAUGAACGCAUGAAAUAUGCAAAAAAUAGAACAAUCCAUUUAUUUACAUUUUUUCAAUUUUCAAUAACUUUAUCACGAAAGGUCGACCGGUUCAUGCAAAAUGAAUGCAAAUCUUGCCGUACAGACAAUCAAGUGAAAUUGUAAAUAUUUGGUAUUAUAAUUACUAUCGGUGGUUAUAAAAUAUUUACUUUUGAUUUUUGUUUAGGAGCUUUAUCAUUGAAGCUUUUAUUGCAUUAUUGUGUAACAUAGCAACUGACGUAUAUCUUUGUUAAGAAUUUUUGAAGAAUAACUGUUUUAUUGUUUUAUUUGUUUUGGAUUUGUUAUUUUUUAUUUGUUAUCACUUCACUUCAUUCAUCACGGUUUAUACAGUUGAUUGUUCUUGUUUUGAAAUUAACGAUGUUGUAUUUGAAUGUUGCCAUACAUGUUAUAUUCUAAAUAUUAUGAUAUGAUAUGAUAUAUAUUGACCCGAUCGUUCAAAAAUCCUCAUAUAUUACUUACGUUUACGUUUACGUUUUAUCCGUCAACACGUUUACUUAUCAACACCGGUGUCAACGAACAACGUUGAUCUUACCUUUCAUUCGAAUCCCUUUUGUUUUAAUAAUUAACAAGCGUUGAUGUAACGCUUACGUGUUACGUGUUAACUUUAACAAGCGUUAAUAUACUUUCCUGCAAAUAAUCAAUAUACCAUUCUAUCGUUUUCUUAAAAGUAUAUACAUUUUUACGUUCAUAUCUAAAUUAACGACUAUAUGAAUGCUGAAUGCUUGAGUGCUUAGUUAAAAAGACAUAUGUGUUUGAGCGUAAAACCUUGCUCUAAAUUUGACACGUUACGUUUAACGCUGAAUAUGAACGAACACAGGAGUUUUGAACAAUCGAGUCAUACUAUUAUUGAAUUAUUUUAAUUGUGAUGAUGAAUCUAUCAGAUAAUGCGCUGUUUUGUUUUAUCAUCUGUUUGCUUUAUAUAUUUACAUAAACAUUGAUUAAAUUUAAAUACUUGAAGAAGUGAAUUUGCGUUUAUAAACACUGAUAACUGA